UCUGUUUGUAGUUUUGUUCGUCGUCCAGAUGUUUUGAUUAAGCAAAUUGACUCGCAUUUCUCCCCCAAAGGUCUUAAUGAUAUUGCCACUAUCUUUUGUCGCUAUUUAACCUUCCUCGUGCAAUGGUGGAUACACAUAGCCCUGAGGCGAUGAUCGCCGUCUCGUACCUCCCGGGGUACAUCUUUCUUUCUUAUGUUAUAAGCAUGAUGGGAUGCACAACAACCUUGGAACUGCUUCAUCGAAGGACGUCAAUGGCCGGUCUACUCAAUUGGUAUCUCCUACUCACUUCCUCCAUCGCAAUGGGUGGCAUCGGCAUCUGGUGCAUGCAUUUCAUCGGCAAUCGAGCAGUCAUUCUCGGUGACGGCGACCCCCACAUCCAGAUAUACUACAGCAUGGCAUUCACCGGCAUCUCAUUCGCCUUACCAGUAUGCGUGUUGCUCAUCGCGUUCUACGCCGUCGGGGUGGAAGAAAAAGCCGGCUACAUUCGUAUCCUGAUGGGUGGCAUACUAACCGGAAGCGCGGUUUGCGGCAUGCACUAUGUUGGCCAACUCGGUAUCGCUAAUUAUAAAUGCUCUUACCAUGUCGGUAGUGUGGUUGGAUCCGCCAUCAUCGCCAUCUUUGCGAGUACAUCUGCUUUGGGUAUCUUCUUUCGAUGGCGUGCUACGUGGACGGAUGUUUGGUGGAGACGAGGCAUCUGUGGUUGUUUGCUUGCUGUGGCUGUUUCGGGGAUGCACUGGACGGCGACAGCAGGGACUUCUUAUAGGGAACAUGACGAGACUAUUAGACAUGGUACUCCGUUAUCUCGGAGCCAGACUGUCAUUAUCUGUGCUGUGUUGUCGUGUGCAUCUUGCGUAUUCUUGUCGGCAUGUGCUAUUGUUGCUGGAGGAAAUCGCAGAAAAUCGACUAUACGAGCCCGCCAACUUGUCCUUAGCUGUGCCUUUUUUGAUCCAGCUGGGAGAAUCAUGGUCACGCCACAGGCGGUACUUCCAAGUCGGAAGAUUGUCGAACGUUACGUUGGAAAGACAUUCAAAGAUGAUGAUCUUACCCGGACGCACCCCGCCUUCCUUUGGGCUUUUAGGGCAAGCCGAAAUUGGAAGUUGGUGAAAGAUCUUGUUCCCUUUAUGAAAAACCGGUUGGAGUUUGAAGAGGUCGUGGUCCAAAGGCACGCUCUCACUCAAGGAGUCGGAGUGGACAAAGACACGGAACUACAAGAGACUAAUUUCGACACGCUCUUCAAGCAACUCUUCUGCACAACUGCACAAGAGCUUUCCGAUGAGCUUCGACAGCCGCUUCAAGACCUGGGGAUGCUGUAUGAUGAUGUCUUGACCACUACUGCGUCGAUAUCACGUCUCUCAAGAGCGAUUGGAAACUCUUUACCUCGCAAAGGCCAGUUGCUUUUCACAGUCCGACAGCUAAACAAGCAAGAAGCUGCUCGAUUUGCAGCAUCGGGCUUCCGUUUCGCUACCAUCGAGCAUGUCACAUCACCACUAUCCCGCCGUAUCCACGUCCCAUCCACAGCAUUGGGUACUCAUCUCCGGGAUAUGCGAGAUUAUGCUACCACUAGUCGUAACUUUGAGCAAGGUGUCCACCUAAUCUCCUUUGUUAUGAGACCAACUAUUCAUGACCAUUUCGAAGUCCUAACAGCCAAGGGCGUCGGGAAUCCCUUACCCUCUUCCACACUGGCGAUCAAACGCCUCCGAAUCCCACAUCUGAAGUUCCUCUCACACCUAGAUGGGUGGACUAUAUCAGCCUGCCUAGAGUGGCUAAUCUCAGACACAGCACGAGCAUACCACGACGUGGAAGAACUCCGCGAACAGCUCGUCCAAGCAAUGAUCGAACUCACCAAGUCCUUCCCACCCGAUAUCAGACCCAUGGCCCGCUUCUCAGCUCGACCCCUAAUAGCCCCAUGCCGCGGCUCCAGACUCUCCGACGAACAAAACUGCAUCCUCCUCCCCUUCUGCGUCGUCGGAAGCCUCGACACCCAAACCCCAACCCCAGACUUCGCAUUCACACCCUUCCGCCUCUUCAGAGUCCAACAACAGGUCAACGACGGCGUCUCAGACAGAGACGGCUUCUCCAAAGAACUCAGCCAAGAACUAUUCUACACAAACAUCCGCUCAACCUCUCUCACCGAAUCCGACCUCACCCAAUCCGCCCGAUCAAUGCUUCGCCUCCUCCCCUCUCGCAAACAACUCCCAAGCGACGGCCCUCCCACCGCUUCGCAGUCCCGGGAAUCCCUCGUCGACACCUCUUCCAUUAAUGAGAUCAUGGUCCGUCGUGAAGUUAAAGUCGACGUGGCAAAGUUUGAAGAAACAGCUACCCAGUCUUCCCUGGGGACGCUCUCGUCUCGCACUACCGUCGUAGCUGGGGAGAUGACGGCUACCACAUACGUCGACGAAUUGUAUAGUCUUUGCUAUGCGCCUAGUAUCAGAUUAAGGCCUGAUACGAUGUUUUCGCAUGUCUCUGGGGUGGUUUGAAAGUUGAAUUCGUUCAAAUUGGAAAUUAUUAGAAACUAAACUAAACUCAAACUUCCCGAGGUGAUCUCGAUGAUAAACUCAACCUUAUUCACAUCACUUUGUGUGAAGCAGAACACACCACAA
Aspergillus wentii DTO 134E9 is the source of this 2600-nucleotide messenger RNA. RefSeq names its product MHYT domain-containing protein. The record is from RefSeq and is a predicted model, not a curated record. Lineage: Eukaryota; Fungi; Ascomycota; Eurotiomycetes; Eurotiales; Aspergillaceae. The transcript has 4 exons. The coding region runs from base 123 to 2477 and encodes 784 amino acids.